This is a messenger RNA of Cyprinus carpio (common carp), 2217 nucleotides long. RefSeq names its product cysteine desulfurase, mitochondrial-like. Lineage: Eukaryota; Metazoa; Chordata; Actinopteri; Cypriniformes; Cyprinidae. Gene Ontology annotation, cellular component: nucleus; cytosol; mitochondrion. Gene Ontology annotation, molecular function: cysteine desulfurase activity; pyridoxal phosphate binding. Gene Ontology annotation, biological process: [2Fe-2S] cluster assembly. The transcript is spliced from 13 exons. The record is from RefSeq and is a predicted model, not a curated record. The coding region runs from base 211 to 1563 and encodes 450 amino acids.
GCCCCAGCUCUGUGGGCUUCUUGUGUAAGCAUUGGAGUGUGUUUCGAGGGCUGAUGACAAACUGUUCUUUGAAGAUAGUGGGCAUGUCGUCGCCUCUAAAGUUGCCCGAUUAAUACAUUUGUUUAUCUUUUGGUUGACGAGGGCUUUAUAAGAAGCUAUUUUCAUUAUUUCUGUCAUUGUUUAUGCUGAGAAGACUGUAAAUGCAUUAACAUGAUGAACAGGACUCUAUCAAGAAAACUUCUGGUCUCCAUGUGUGGGAUCUGCAGCCGUCGACUGAGCUUCGCUCAAAGCGCUGUUAACACUGUGCAGAAGCAGAAAGAGUUGAUCAAGAGUAGGGAACUAGAAAAGGAUGAACUGAGACCACUGUAUAUGGACUUUCAGGCCACCACACCCAUGGACCCAAGGGUUUUGGAUGCCAUGCUUCCCUUUCAAGUCAAUUACUACGGGAACCCACAUUCCAGGACUCACGCUUAUGGAUGGGAGAGCGAGACCGCAAUGGAAAAAGCCAGAAAACAAGUAGCAGAUCUUAUUGGUGCUGACCCGAGGGAGAUUGUGUUCACCAGUGGUGCGACUGAGUCCAACAAUAUGUCAAUCAAAGGGGUGGCUCGGUUUUAUAAGGCUAAGAAAAACCACAUCAUCACCACCCAGACUGAGCACAAGUGUGUGCUGGACUCCUGCCGAAUUCUGGAGGCAGAGGGUUUUGAAGUAACAUAUUUACCUGUGAAAAAUAAUGGACUGAUUGAUUUGAAGCAAUUACAGGAAACGAUCCGUCCAUAUACCAGUUUGGUGUCCAUAAUGACUGUCAACAAUGAGAUUGGUGUCAAACAGCCAAUCAAAGAAAUAGGUCAUCUAUGUAGGUCCAGAAAUGUGUUUUUCCACACUGAUGCUGCUCAGGCUGUUGGAAAGAUCCCCAUUAAUGUCAAUGAUUGGAAAGUGGAUCUGAUGUCCAUCAGCGGCCAUAAGAUCUAUGGGCCCAAAGGAGUUGGGGCUUUGUACGUGAGGAGGAGACCCAGAGUUCGUAUUGAGCCUUUGCAGAACGGAGGGGGACAGGAAAGGGGUCUACGUUCAGGGACCGUGCCCACACCUCUAGCCGUAGGCCUCGGAGCCGCCUGUGAUAUUGCCCAGCAAGAGUUAGAGUACGAUCACAAGCGUGUGACAUCGCUUGCAAAUCGCCUCGUGCAGAAGAUCAUGUCAGAGAUUCCUGAUGUUGUGAUGAAUGGAGACCCAGAUCAGAGGUACCCGGGAUGUGUCAAUUUAUCAUUUGCCUAUGUUGAGGGGGAGAGUCUGUUGAUGGCGUUAAAAGAUGUUGCACUUUCAUCUGGAAGCGCCUGCACAUCUGCUUCCUUGGAGCCCUCGUAUGUCCUUAGAGCAAUAGGGGCAGAUGAGGACUUGGCACACUCAUCUAUUCGGUUUGGAAUUGGCAGAUUUACCACAGAGGAGGAAGUGGACUAUACAGUGGAGAAGUGUAUUCAGCAGGUCAAACGGCUGAGGGAGAUGAGUCCAUUAUGGGAAAUGGUUCAGGAAGGUAUUGACCUUAAAAGCAUCAAAUGGACCCAGCACUGAGUUGUUCUGAACACAUGGAGUAUGAAGCCCUGCUGGGGUUGUGAACACUCAUUCUGUAAAGCUUGAUUAGGCUGCCAUACCUCCAUAGACCCUAUUCUCCCAAAAAACACGCACAAUUUUAUUUCUUAAUUUUGGAGAAUUGAACUUGUCUAUGUGAAGAUGAUUUUAAAGUGCAGUUGAAUGAAUCGCAGAGGUUACAGAGAUUUGCAUUUUGUCAAUUCUAUCACUUUUUGUCCUAGUUCUGAGACCAGCAAAAUUAAUUUCAGUGAUAUGUUGUUUCAUUAAAAUUAGCAUUGUUUUAGGCAAGUCAGGUGCUAAUUAAUAAUUACAGUUUUUGGGUAAAGUUUUUUUCAUAAAAAAGUAAAGCACCAGCUUGAAACAUUUAAUGUUUUGGCACAAGACAGGAUUGAAAAUAGGUGUCAUUAUAUUCACUUGCCUGUUAGAAAGGUCUUGUGUAAGAACUUUGUGCUUAUUGUCUGGUCUGAGCAUGCAUUUCUUUCAUGAUUGCAGUUUACAGAUUCUGUAGCCUCUGUUAUUGUAAAAUCAUUGUUUUAUUCCAGUAUGUGUGUCAUACCAAUAAACAUCCAAACUAACUGUUUUGUCCUUUUUGCUAGAUAAUAAAUGAAUAAAUACAAAUAAAUGUAAUAAAUUACA